AUAGGAUACUCAUCACCCGUUCAGUCCGACUUAACCAACGACUUGAAUCUAUCUGUGGCAGAGUAUUCGCUCUUCGGUUCGAUUCUGACAGUUGGGGCAAUGAUUGGCACAGCUAUGAGUGGACGAAUUUCCGAUUUGAUUGGCAGACGAGGUACAAUGGGUUUCUCAGAGAUGUUUUGCAGUCUUGGUUGGUUAGUAAUCUGCCUUUCUAAGGUUACAAUUUGUCUUGACGUUGGAAGAUUCUUGGUCGGUUACGGGAUGGGCAUUCUUUCGUUUGUGGUGCCUGUAUAUAUAGCUGAAAUUACUCCUAAGGAUCUUCGAGGUUGCUUUACAACUGUUCAUCAGUUAAUGAUAUGUUUGGGUGUCUCCAUAACAUAUCUACUAGGCUCUUUUGUUGGUUGGUGAAUAUUGGCUUUGAUAGGUAUGAUGCCAUGUGUUGUACAAAUGAUGGGAUUAAUUUUCAUUCCAGAAUCACCGAGAUGGUUGGCAAAAGUUGGCAGAUGGGAAGAAUUUGAAAUUGUAUUGCAACGAUUAAGAGGAGAAUCUGCAGACAUUUCUUAUGAAUCUAGUGAGAUCAAAGAGUAUACAUGCAGACUGUCACAAAUUUCAGAAGAUGGUAUAUUUGAUUUGUUCCAAGAGCAGUACUCAAAAUCUCUACUUUUGGGAGUUGGUUUAAUGGUAUUGCAACAAUUUGGAGGUGUUAAUGGAAUUGUCUUUUACGCCAGCUCUAUUUUCGUAUUUGCGGGGGUUUCUUCCAAAAUUGGAAUGAUUGCAAUGGUUAUUGUACAGAUACCGAUGACAACUAUAGGCGUAAUUCUGAUGGAUAAAUCAGGCAGACGACCACUACUUCUUAUUUCUGCUGCGGGCACAUUUAUCGGGUGUUUACUCGUCGCCUUAUCAUUUUAUUUACAGGGUGGAAGGACGUUUAGUGGAUGGGCUUCAUAUAUAGCACUCGUUGGCGUUCUGGUGUAUACAGGUUCAUUUUAGCUAGGGUUGGAUGGGAUACCUUGGGUCAUUAUGUCAGAGAUAUUUCCAAUAGAUAUAAAAGGAUCAGCAGGAAGUCUUGUGACUGUUGUUAGCUGGGUUGGAUCUUGGAUUAUAUCCUUUGCAUUUAACUUCUUAAUGAAUUGGAGUCCUGCAGGAACAUUUUAUGUUUUCGCUACAAUUUAAGGGGUUACUGUUAUAUUUGUAUCAAAACUCGUACCAGAAACCAAAAGUCGAACGCUUGAGGAAAUUCAGUCUUCUAUUAAUUAUGUAACAUUGUAAUGUUUAGAUUGUUGAUUACAAAGACAACAAUUA
This is a messenger RNA of Brassica oleracea var. oleracea, 1299 nucleotides long. RefSeq names its product sugar transporter ERD6-like 5. The transcript has 17 exons. Lineage: Eukaryota; Viridiplantae; Streptophyta; Magnoliopsida; Brassicales; Brassicaceae. Gene Ontology annotation, cellular component: membrane. The record is from RefSeq and is a predicted model, not a curated record. Gene Ontology annotation, molecular function: sugar transmembrane transporter activity. Gene Ontology annotation, biological process: transmembrane transport; carbohydrate transport.